GGUUAGGAAACAAGCCAGACGCUCCCACUGACUCGAGCGUGACAGAUCAGUAUGUCCAGUGUGUUGCACUGACGUGUCCAUCCCGCUAAUAAAAAGCACAACACCCCUCCCCACUGCUGUGUCAGAGAGCAAAUUUAAGAUUUGACUAUGGCGCUCGACCAACAGAACCAGAAGUGCCCCGAAGGCUUUCGCCUGGUCUCCAUCAACUCCAGGCCUAUUGAGAACCGAUCCAAGUACCGCCAGCGUCUCUCAGCUCAGAUUCAGUCCAAAUAUGCGGAGGGUAAAUACGAUCGGCAGGCGGUGAAGGGGAAAGCGUCGUCUGGCCUGCAGAGGAACCAAGCAGACGUGCAGAGUCAAGGACGAAAAGCCAUCAACACCACCAGGGCGCGGGACUUCAGGCCCUUCACCCCUGACCCCAUGGAGGGCAGGCAAAACAUGGACGUACAGACGGAGCUUUACCUGGAAGAACUGAGCGACAUCAUCGUGACCACGGAGAUGGAGUGCCAGACGGACGCCUUCGUGGACAAACCACCCAGUCCACUGUUCAUCCCGGCCAAAACUGGCAAGGACGUGGCCACGCAGAUAGAAGAAGGAGAGCUGUUUGACUUCGACAGGGAGGUCCAGCCACUACUGGAGGUUCUGGUGGGGAAGACGAUAGAGCAGUCUCUGCUGGAGGUGAUGGAGGAGGAGGAGCUGGCAGCGCUCAAGGCCCAGCAGAAGUACUACGAGGAGCGCCGCAACGCUGAGCUGGCUGAAGUUCAGCGACUGCAGGAGCAGGAGAGACGUCACACGCAGGAGAAGGAGAACCGGAUCGCCCAGCAGAAGGAGGUGCAGAGGAAAGAGAAGGAGGUGGCGGCCAUGAUCGCCGGGCGGGCUUUCACGCAGAGGUACCUGGAGAACGUGAUCCCGUCCGUCUUCAGCGCCCUGAAAGUGGACGGCUACAUCUACGACCCUGUGAAGAAGGACAUUGAGAGCAACUUCCUCCCGCUGCUGAUGUCUGAGAUGAACAGGAGACGAGAGCAGAAGGAACUGGCGCGGCUGCUGCUGGACUCCAUCAUCUACGAGCUGACCAGCUGGCGGGAAGACCAGUGAUGUCCCUCAAUUUCCUCAUUGUUUUCCAUCACUUGGCUAACUUCCCAUCAUCAUCCAGUCAUCUUAAAUCUCCACCACACCAGCCCUCGUCCAUGUGGCUCACUGGUCGUCUUCAUCUUGGGAGUCAUGUUUUCCAACCCUUAAAGUGUGAGACCAUCAGCAGCAGGAUUUGGGUUGAACGUCUUUAAUUUUUUGCAAAACAAGACUUGGAUUACAGACGAGCCUGGACUCAGGCAAAGGAAUCUUACAGUCUCUCCAUGCAGAGUUGCACACGAGCAGACGCCCGGAACCGUCGUCACCAGACCCAACAGCGGAAUGUACCAUUCCCAUGUUCACACAUAUGACAUUUAAAACUCAGUGCAACAGGGUACUCUUAAAACAAAUGUGCUGUCACCAUUAACUUACAGCAAAAAUUAACUUCUUUUUUUGAAUCCUUAAAGGUGACAGCGACGCCCUGGAGCCAGAGCGUCGCUGCUCCCCACAACAACGACAACUAGUUUUGCAGUUACUGCACUUUAAGGAUCAACAAUUGGAACGUGUGGCUAUGUGAUAGAAAUCUGUGGGGAAAGGGGGGGCGGGUGGGGGGUCUGUUUAAUCGACUUCUUCCAUGCGUGAGGCGUCGUCUUCGCCCUCGCCCUCCAGCGGGGGGAUCUCGUCUGGGGCGGCCGCCGUCGUGGGCUCCUCUACUGCAUCGUCGUCAU
Molecule: messenger RNA, 1793 nt
Organism: Synchiropus splendidus (mandarinfish)
Lineage: Eukaryota; Metazoa; Chordata; Actinopteri; Syngnathiformes; Callionymidae
Product: radial spoke head protein 3 homolog
Exons: 3
Coding region: 148-1092 (314 amino acids)
Cellular component (GO): cilium
Source: RefSeq, a predicted model, not a curated record